Messenger RNA from Triticum dicoccoides, 1968 nucleotides. RefSeq names its product APETALA2-like protein 4. The record is from RefSeq and is a predicted model, not a curated record. Gene Ontology annotation, biological process: regulation of DNA-templated transcription. The transcript has 10 exons. Bases 367 to 1656 code for a protein of 429 amino acids. Gene Ontology annotation, molecular function: DNA-binding transcription factor activity; DNA binding. Lineage: Eukaryota; Viridiplantae; Streptophyta; Magnoliopsida; Poales; Poaceae.
CCAUGAAAAGAAGUGAUAGCCCUGCCCAGACAGAAAUUUUUUCCUUCCCUUCCCUUCCCUUUCCUCUGGCGGGCAGACAGGCGGAGGCAGGCUGCUCUGCUGCCGCUGUGCUCUGAUCCCGGCCUCCCUCCGCCAUCGGCAUCGGCAUCAGCAGCUGUCCAAACACAAACCCUGCAGAUUCUUUAUCACAGCCACAGCGCAACCAACUGCUCUGUCUCUCUCACACACACACGCAUAUACAGAGCGGAGUGGACGUGACAGAGAGCUGCUGCUCUGCUUGGUAAGCAGUAUAUACUCCAUCACGUCUCGUCCAAGCCAUCCAUCCAUCGGUCGGAGCCAAGGACGCGCGCGCAGAGCCGUGGACACAUGCACCCGGCCAUGUCGGCGGCGGCGGCGGCAUUCUUCCACGGCGGAGACGAGGAGGAGGCGGGGGCGGUGGUGCAGGGCGGCGCCGGAGCUGGAAGAAGGCCGGCCUUCGUCACCCAGCAGCUCUUCCCGACGACGGCGGCGGCGGCGCCGACGGGUACGGCGACGCGGCAGCAGGAGAUGGCCGCGGUCCCGGAGCUCGCAUGGGGCGGGGCGGCUGCGCACUGGGCCCGGCCGGCGUCGAGGACCAAGAGCCGGCGCGGGCCGCGGUCGCGGAGCUCGCAGUACCGCGGCGUCACCUUCUACCGCCGCACGGGCCGCUGGGAGUCCCACAUCUGGGACUGCGGGAAGCAGGUGUACCUGGGAGGAUUCGACACGGCACAGGCCGCUGCAAGGGCGUACGACCAGGCGGCGAUCAAGUUCCGCGGCGUGGAGGCGGACAUCAACUUCGUGCUGGACGACUACAAGGAGGACAUCGGCAAGAUGAGCGCCUUGAGCAAGGAGGAGCUGGUGCAGGUGCUGCGGCGGCAGGGCGCCGGGUUCGUGAGGGGCAGCUCCCGGUUCCGCGGCGUCACCCUGCACAAGUGCGGCAAGUGGGAGGCCCGGAUCGGCCAGCUCAUGGGCAACAAGUUCGUGUACCUUGGCCUGUAUGACACGGAGAUGGACGCUGCAAAGGCUUACGACAAGGCGGCGCUCGAAUGCAGCGGCGAGGAGGCGGUGACCAACUUCGAGCCCAAGGCGGCGGCUGCGGUGUGCGACGGGGAGCUCGGCCUGCAAGCUUGGGGUGGCGAGCCUGAUCUCGAGCUCAGCCUGGGCUGCUCCGGCGGCGGCGAUCCCUCCACGGUCACCAGCGGCGACACCCUCCACACCGCAGCCGCGCCGGGCAGCCGGAGGACGAGUCUGACGUUUGAAAUGCCGGAGGAGGAGGCGACGGCGCCGUGGCACCCCGGCAGGACCAGGAGCAUCUGGAUGAGGCCUUCGCCGACGGCGAUAACACCGGCGCUGAGAUGCCCAGACGGCGGUCACCGCCCCACCAUCCCGCGCAGCAUGCUCCAGAUGCCCAGAGCAUCAUGUCGUGUGACCGUUGAACAGGGCCAGAUCGGCGGAGGGGGCAGGGCAGAGCCACACAUGCUCGGGUGGCCCACCGGCGCCGGCGUCGGCCGUUGGCAGCCGUACGCCGCCGAGGCAGCAGCAGCAGCAUCAUCAGGAUUCCCGCCGGCGCCGGGGCUGGGAGGCGUCCAGCGGCUGAACCACCACCUGCCGGGCGGCAGGGAGCAGCAGUGGCGCUGAGCGGCCACCGAGCUGCAGCAUUCCAGCGUCGGCGUAACAUGUUUUGGGAAGAAGGAACCACCGUCACCCCCCGGCUCGGCGCCGCCCUUUUUGUCAGGUUGGCAGGUCGGCGCGCCGCCGUCAUCGCCUGCCAACCCCGGUGUGCAUGGCCGGUCCGGUGAUCCCGGUGGCGCUUAGCCGUAGUAUAUCCCGUAGAGAAAGCGACAAACGCUGUAGCUCCAAGAACCUUGUGGCGGUAUGUCCAGCAGAUCCUGUCGAAACCUGAUGAUGCCUUCAGUAGAAAUCUCAAUCUGGGUGAUGAUGAUGAUGAUG